CAAAGCUCAUUGUACAGUGUCUGCUUUCAUCACAUCGACUGUGCAAUGGAGUUGAGGAUUCUAUUAUUUGCAACAAUGAUUUCAUUCGCCACUGGCCAGGUGACAAUGGCGAUUUCAAAAAGGAAAACAACUUUAGGAUCUCCAGUAGAGCUUGUGUGUCAGCAGCCUGAUCAAGGAUGGGAAAGUGAUUGGAAUCGUGACGGCCAACCAGCCCUCACUGUGAAGAAGACCCGUGAAAAUCCCUGCGUUGUGAAAUGGUUUAUUAAUACUCCGGCGAACACGAACGUUAUUUGUCAAGAAAACAGUGGACGUUUCCUGCUAAGGUUCAACCAGUCUAGGAUUGAACUGAAUGGCACAAUAUGGGAUUGCAAGAUUGAUGAUUCAGAUGGCAGCAACAGUGUCACUAUUGAAUUAACAGAAGAGAAAAAAGCAUCAGAUACAACUACCGCUGGAGCUGUUAUUGGACACACGAAAAGUGUCUGUGCGAUCGUCGGUUGUUUCCUCCUGAUCACUGCAUCGGUUGGUGUUAUCAUAAUUUACAGGAAGCACUGCAGAGCGCGCCAAAGCGAAACCAGAACACUGACUAACAGCCAUGGUGGUACGACAGGGCGAACAACUAAUAGCUUAGUCAUGCAGGAGAAUGACUUGUACGAACAAGGAAUUACAGAACGCGACUCAGUGAUGCAAGAGAAUGACUUGUACGAGUCAAGUAAAGAACACGACAGAGAACACACAACUGAAAUUUACACAGAAGCUGGCUUGAAGUAGCCAUGUGUGUAUCUCUGCUAUCAAGUCUAAAACGUCAUCAGUGUUUGCAUGUAUUCAUAUAAGGAAUCAAGAACGUGCCUGCAACUGACGAAACGUUUCACAAGUUACUGACAGUGUACAGAUGACCAUUAUGACAAUAAAAGCAUUUCUAUAAGCUUU
Molecule: messenger RNA, 927 nt
Organism: Haliotis rubra (blacklip abalone)
Lineage: Eukaryota; Metazoa; Mollusca; Gastropoda; Lepetellida; Haliotidae
Exons: 9
Coding region: 46-768 (240 amino acids)
Source: RefSeq, a predicted model, not a curated record